This is a messenger RNA of Helianthus annuus (common sunflower), 522 nucleotides long. RefSeq lists its product as uncharacterized. Gene Ontology annotation, molecular function: nucleic acid binding. The record is from RefSeq and is a predicted model, not a curated record. The transcript is spliced from 2 exons. Gene Ontology annotation, biological process: DNA integration. The coding region runs from base 1 to 522 and encodes 173 amino acids. Lineage: Eukaryota; Viridiplantae; Streptophyta; Magnoliopsida; Asterales; Asteraceae.
AUGGAAAAAUUGCUUGCAUGCUACGGAGUCACUCAUCGUUUGUCCACCGCAUAUCAUCCACAAAUAAGUGGUCAAGUGGAGAAUGCGAAUCGCGGUAUCAAACGUAUCUUAGAGAAGACCGUUGGUAAAAAUAGGAAGGAUUGGUCCGCCAAGCUAGUCGAUGCAUUGUGGGCGUUUCGAACCGCCUAUAAGACGCCUUUAGGCACCACACCAUUUACGAUCGUCUAUGGAAAAGCUUGUCACCUUCCCGCAGAGCUAGAGCAUCGAGCACUUUGGGCAUUGAAAACCGUAAAUCUUGAUAUGACCGAAGCCACUAGGAAGCGGAAGUUGAAAUCGAAGUGGUCGGGACCUUAUAUGGUUCAUUAUGUGUUUCCGUACGGAGCGGUGGAGAUAAUGGAUGAAUCGGAUGGCCGUAAUUGGAAGGUGAACGGCCACCGUUUGAAGCACUACAUUGGAGGAGCAAUAGACAAAAAUGAGAUGGAGGAAACUCCUCUCGAAAUCCCAUCAAAAGCCGCCAAUUAG